Molecule: messenger RNA, 421 nt
Organism: Trichobilharzia szidati
Lineage: Eukaryota; Metazoa; Platyhelminthes; Trematoda; Strigeidida; Schistosomatidae
Source: the annotation of a GenBank genome assembly
AUGACCAAUUUGCAUGGAGCUGUAACAUCAGAGCUGAAGUGGAAUCUUUUGACUGAAACAAAUUAUGUCGCAUCUACUCCAUCUGGAACUAAAAACAAUAACCCUAAUUUGUUGUCGUUGUUGAAUAAUAAUAAUAAUAAUAAUACCCCAGCUACUGGAUCUGGCUCAACGGCACCACCAGCGACGACGUCAUCAUCAUCAUCGUUGUCUAAAACAGGUGAAUCUGUUCGUGAAGAGAAUGACAACAGCAGCAGCAGUGGCGGUGGUGUUGUCAGAAAGAUAUUCUUUUGUUCACUUUGUAAUAAGUGUUAUAGGUCACGACAUAGUUUAUUAAGACAUAAAACUUCACAUCAUGGACAGGCGGAUAGUCAGACAAGCAGUCGGCAAGCAGACUGAGUGAUUGAUUGGUUGGUUGGUUGGU